Molecule: messenger RNA, 2300 nt
Organism: Salarias fasciatus (jewelled blenny)
Lineage: Eukaryota; Metazoa; Chordata; Actinopteri; Blenniiformes; Blenniidae
Gene: poli
Product: polymerase (DNA directed) iota
Exons: 10
Coding region: 65-2236 (723 amino acids)
Biological process (GO): translesion synthesis
Molecular function (GO): damaged DNA binding; DNA-directed DNA polymerase activity
Source: RefSeq, a predicted model, not a curated record
GUCUUACGGUCAUGUCGAAGGAAAAGACUCAGCACAUUAAAACUCUUUAACAACGUCGCUUCAAAUGGACAACAGCGGGGACGAGGAAGAGGAGAAGGAGGAGGAGGAGGAUGACACCGAGUGGAAGAGUAGCUUUGCGGACACUGCUGCUGUCGGUCCCGCCGCAGCUUCAGGAUCAUUCAUCAGUGCAACAACACAUCCUCACAGAGUCAUUCUGCAUUUUGACCUGGACUGCUUCUACGCGCAAGUGGAAAUGAUCAGAAACCCAGCGCUGAGACAAGUCCCUUUAGGCAUUCAGCAGAAGUACAUCAUCGUCACCUGUAACUAUGUGGCCAGGGAGCGAGGUGUCACCAAGCUGAUGUCUGUGACUGAUGCUCUGGAGAAAUGUCCUGAGCUGGUGCUGGUGAGGGGAGAAGACCUGACACACUACAGGGACAUGUCCUACAAGGUCACAGAGCUGCUGUUGUCCUACUCUCCGCUGGUCGAAAGGCUUGGAUUUGAUGAAAACUUCAUGGACGUCACAGAGAUGGUAGAAAGAAGGUUGGGACAAACGGCAGAGUCCAGCAGCUUGUCAUUUACCGGCCAUGUCUACAGUCGCAUCGCUGCAGAUGUCGAAGCCAUCGACCACCAGAGGCUGGCUUUAGGCUCACACAUUGCGGCCGAGCUGAGAGAAGCGAUCCACAGCAAACUGGGCCUGACUGGCUGUGCUGGCAUCGCCAACAACAAGCUGCUGGCCAAGCUGGUUUCAGGCACCCACAAACCCAACCAGCAAACCGCACUGCUCCCAGAAAACAUUAGUGACAUUAUGGACUCCCUCAGCGGGCUCCGCAAAGUACCAGGGGUGGGCCACCAAACUGCUAAAAGACUUCAGGCAUUGGGACUGGUCGCCGUCAAAGACCUGCAGCUCUGCUCGCUGAGAGACCUGGUGAGAGAGUUUGGCAGUGCAACUGCUCAGCGCUUGAAGAACCUGGCCCUCGGCGUUGAUGAGUCUCCUGUCACCCCUACAGGGGCCCCUCAGUCUCUCAGUGAUGAAGACUCCUUCAAGAAAAUGUCUUCACCUAAAGAGGUUCAGGAGAAGAUUCAGCAGCUGCUGACCAGUCUGGUGGAAAGAAUGCACAAAGAUGGCCGGCAGCCUCAAACGUUCAGGCUCACAAUCCGUAAAUACUCAGUGGCCAACAAGUGGUUCAAUCGAGAGAGUCGGCAGUGUCCGAUCCUGAACCACAUCGGACAGAAGAUCACAUCUGGCUGCGCAGCGGAGGCAGUGGAUCAGUUGAUCCCUGUCGCCAUGAAGCUCUUCCAGAAGAUGGUGGACGUUGGCGCCGCCUUCCACCUCACCCUGAUUAACGUCUGCUUCAGCAAUCUGCAGUCCAGAACAGCAGCCGUCAGCGGGAAGGGCUCGAUCACCUCGUUCUUCACGCACAGUACAUCUCCCAGAAAGACACAGAGCGCCUUACCACAGAGCCAGGGCAGUUCCUCUCAUGGGGGCAGUCGUCACUUCACAGAUCAUCGGUUCGGCCCACCCUCUGCAGACGGUCAACACAAAAAGAAACUUACCACAAAGAGCUCCUGUAGCCCUGAGGCACCAUUACAUGGGUUGAAAUGGGAAGAAAAGUUAGUUGAUGGAGAAGAAGAGACACUUGAAGCAUCUUGCAGCUCAACAUGUGACUUUGAUGACACAAAUGGCCCCGCGCUACACCAGUUGCCCCCAAAUGUUGACCCAGAGGUCUUCAAGCUCCUUCCAGAGGAAAUCCAGAAGGAGCUCUUAUCUCCUGCUUACGUAAACUCUCUUCCCAGUCAUUUUACAGCCAAAUCAGUCUCCGAUGUUGAACACGGCUGUAGAAACAGGGCUCCUCAGACGGUUACACUCUCCGCAAGUUUUAAGGAUGUCAAAAAAGCGCCGAGCCAAUUGCAUCCGGCUGAUAGAGGGACCACCGUGAAUCAUCGGUUUCCAGCGGGCAUGAGUGUAGCGCCUGGAGAACAUGACUCUGUUGAAGGGACUUUGCCUUCCUCUCGGUCUUCUGACUGUGAGUGUCCUGGAAAUGUGGACCCCGGGGUGUUUUCCGAGCUACCUCCAGACGUUCAGAGGGAGCUGAUGUCUGAGUGGAAGCAGCAGAAGCUCAUCCUGAAAACCCCCCAAUCCAAGAAACCAGUGAGGAGCUCCAUGAGCAGAGACAAGAAGUCUGCAGGAAGAGGCAGCCAGGCCAACAGCUUGUUCAAGUAUUUCAAACCCAGUUAGAGGAGACCGUUUAUUUCUGUUAUAUCUAUUAUUUCUUUGCUGUGGUUUGUUUUUAUGUGAUCAG